Suricata suricatta (meerkat) is the source of this 2637-nucleotide messenger RNA. It is a transcript of the gene DHODH, whose product is annotated as dihydroorotate dehydrogenase (quinone). Lineage: Eukaryota; Metazoa; Chordata; Mammalia; Carnivora; Herpestidae. Bases 19 to 1281 code for a protein of 420 amino acids. The record is from RefSeq and is a predicted model, not a curated record. Gene Ontology annotation, biological process: pyrimidine ribonucleotide biosynthetic process; 'de novo' pyrimidine nucleobase biosynthetic process. Gene Ontology annotation, molecular function: dihydroorotate dehydrogenase activity. Gene Ontology annotation, cellular component: mitochondrial inner membrane; cytoplasm. The transcript is spliced from 11 exons.
CCCAGUGGCGGAAGGAGCAUGGCGUGGAGACAGCUGAAAAAGCAGGUCCAGGAUGCUGUCGUCAUUCUGGGAGGUGGAGGACUUCUCUUCACUUCCUACCUGACAGCCAUGGGAGAUGAACAUUUCUAUGCUGAACACUUGAUGCCAGCUCUGCAGAGGCUGCUGGACCCCGAGGCAGCCCACAGGCUGGCCAUCCGUUUCACCUCCCUGGGGCUCCUUCCUCGUGCCACGUUUCAAGACUCUGCCAUGCUGGAAGUGAGAGUCCUGGGCCAUAAAUUCCGAAAUCCAGUUGGAAUUGCUGCAGGAUUUGACAAGCACGGGGAAGCUGUGGACGGACUUUACAAGAUGGGCUUUGGUUUUGUAGAGAUCGGCAGUGUUACUCCAAAACCUCAGGAAGGAAACCCCAGACCCAGAGUCUUCCGCCUCCCGGAGGACCAAGCUGUCAUUAACAGAUAUGGAUUUAACAGUCACGGACUCUCGGUGGUGGAAAACAGGUUGCGGGCCAGACAGGAGAAGCAGGCCAGGCUCACAGAAGGGGGGCUUCCACUGGGAAUAAACCUGGGGAAGAAUAAGACCUCGGUGGACGCUGCUAUGGACUACGCGGAGGGGGUUCGAGUCUUGGGCCCCUUGGCUGACUACCUGGUAGUGAACGUGUCCAGUCCCAACACCGCCGGGCUGCGGAGCCUUCAGGGAAAGGCUGAGCUGCGCCACCUGCUGACCAAGGUGCUGCAGGAGAGGGAUGCCCUGCAGGGAGCACGCAAACCGGCCGUGCUGGUGAAGAUCGCCCCCGACCUCACAGCCCAGGACAAGGAGGACAUCGCCAGUGUGGUGAGAGAGCUGGGCAUCGAUGGACUGAUCGUCACCAACACCACAGUGAGCCGCCCUGCCGGUCUCCAGGGUGCCCUGCGCUCUGAAACAGGAGGGCUGAGUGGGCAGCCCCUCCGGGAUUUAUCAACUCAGACCAUCCGGGAGAUGUAUGCACUCACCAAAGGCAGAGUCCCCAUCAUUGGUGUUGGUGGUGUCAGCAGUGGGCAGGAUGCCCUGGAGAAGAUCCGGGCAGGCGCCUCCCUGGUGCAGCUGUACACGGCCCUCACCUAUCACGGGCCGCCCGUGGUGGGCAGGGUCAAGCGGGAGCUGGAGGCCCUUUUGAAGGAGCAGGGUUUUACCAGAGUCACAGAUGCCGUUGGAGCAGAUCAUCGGAGCCCUGUCCUAAUCAGCAGUGUGAUGAGCGAGCCCUCCGUGACGGUUGUGCUACACGGCUUACACCAGGAGCCUCCUUGAAGUUUACAGAAAAUUGCACCCGAUAUCUUCUUUGCCCCUCGACAGCCUUGUGAGGUGGAUGAAGCAGUGAUCAUGGUUCUCAUUUUACAGGUGAGAAAGCUGAAAUGCCUGCUCCAAGGGGUCAUGGGAAAGGUGCGGGGAGGACAGACUCUCCUAGCAUCAGCCCUAGCAUUUGUUCUGCUCGCCCCGGCAGUGUCCCGGUACACUCCCGACGCCGUCACAGCGGAAGGUGCCUGUAUGCAGUGGACUCACGCUACACCUCCUGCCAUGUCGUUAUCUCAAGUGGGUGAUGGCAUCUGUGGAUCCUUGCUGCCGUGCUGCAUCCUGGGUAAUGGGGGAGGACCCCCUGGAGAAGCUGAGGGCCAAGAUGCAAUCCUCUCUCCACACCCACAUGCUCUGGGACCCACCCUGGCUGACUGUGGGGAUCCACCCCACUCCAGACCCUCUGACCCGCAUGACUCUAGAGUGCUCUUGGGAACAUCAUUCCCUUUCUCCAUGAGGCAGCCAACUUCACAUGACAGACUGUGGGAGAGCCAGCCCAAGUGGAGAAUAACUCUUGUCUACUUUCUAUUACAAGAAAUUUAGACGCAGAGAAACGCUGAAAGAAUAGAAUAAUAAAUACCCAUACCCUUCCACUUAGGCUCAGUAAUUCUUGCUAUCUUUUUCAUGUUUUCUCUGUUGACAUUCUCACCUAUUGGUAUAUUGUGUUUUGACGCACCAUUUUGAAGGAAGCGUCAGACAAGCCAUGCUAACUUCGUGUAGCAUGACAUAGACGUCAGACGUUUCAUUCCUACGUACUUCGUAGCCUGCAUCUUCUAAAAAUAAGGACAUGCUCCUGUGAAGCUGUAAUUCUAAGAUCACAUCUAAGGACAUUAUCCAGGAUUCUCAAAUAUCCUCUGAAUGCAGUCCAUAUUCCAAUUUUUUGUAUUGUCUUCAAAAUACCUUCCAUAGUCAAUCAAAGCUCACCUAUGUGUUUCUUUAGUCUUUUUAAAUCUAGAGCAGUCACCUCUGAAGAGAUCAGAUUAGUUGUUUUGCAAACAAUUCCACAUUCUACAUUUAUUCCCAAAAUAAAGGUUUCAUUUCCUUUAGCCUUUGAGCUCUAUUUCAUAUGGGUGUGAAUAUAUGACCAAAUCCUACUGAAAGAGAUAAAAGUGGAAGUAUUGUGUGCAACUUCUGGGAAGUCUUCUACUGCCUGGAACAUGCGUAUGAUGGCUGGAGCUCUGGCAGCCACCUUCUACAUGAGCAUCAGGGUCACCUCAGAGGCAAAAGCUGGAAAGGGCUUCAUAGAACUUCCAACACCAGCUCUGUCUGCUUAUUCCCCACCUCUUUGUAGAAAAUAAAACCUUAUAUGCUUAA